CCAGGGUCGCUGCACAACAACUCAGUUGUGACCCCGGCCUGGAAGCGCUGGCCAAUUCCAACGUUCGGAAACAUCACUCGCAGAGGAUCGAAUACCUGUGAGAAGCUUGCAUUUCAACUAAUCAAAACCACCAUGACUACAUAAAACAGAUUUAUGGUCUGUCAACUCUUCAACAGAUUUUCUCGAAUCCUCUUGUAUUUUAUGAUGCCCACGUUCUCCGUCGAAAGCUCAGAGCGCUGCAGUCGCCACAGCCGCCGUCUCCCAAGCGCCAUCCCUGCACCGAACUCUAUACCCUCGAUAGCAAGUUGGUCGAUUAAAGCGAGAUCAUGACGCGGCACGCAACUAUAGAUAAUGAUUCGGGAGCUGCUGCCGCCUCCUGCGGCCCCGAUUCCUGCUCCCCGACCACAGUCGAUAGCCUCUUCUCGACAACCGUUGCCCUCACCCCCGUGUUCCUCACCUUCGCCUUCGCCUUCUCCCUCGCCCUGACGCGCCUCUUCCCGGCGCUCGCUCGCCUGCAGCAGCAGCAGCAGCAGCAACAACAAUACCAACGGGCCGGUUUCCAGGGCUCCAAACAACCACCAGACGGAGGAGGAAUCUCAAUCGACGACGGCCAAGACCACUUCCUGCCCGCGUCGGCCCCGCCCUCCCUGCGCCAGGCCCACGCCGAGCAGGCGGCCCGCUCGCCGCGCCGCCGUCUGGCCGCCGCCGCCUUCGCCGCCACCGUGGCGCUGGCGGCCGUCCUGGCCGAGCUCAUCCUGGCCGAGAUCCUCGAGCUCGAGGGCGUCGUGCUGGGCGCCCGCGCCCGGGCCGCCGCCCUGCGCGUCACCAUCCCCGCGCUGCUCGGCAUGCUGGUCGGCGCCGUGCCCGUGCUGGAGGCUCAGAGCGUGCUGGCCUCGAGGGGAUGGCGCUUCGGGCGGGACGCCAAGGGCAGGCUGGUCUCGAGGGCGUCCUGGGCCGUGCUGGGCUGCGUGGUGGCCGCGUGGCUGGCGGCGUUCUGGCUCGUCGGCAGGGCGGUCCCCCGCUCUGCGGCCGGGGGGAUCGCCCCGGGCGGGGACGAGGAGUGGUGGAAGACAGCCGGGCUGGCGAGCGCGCGGGGAACCGGCGAGGGUUCCCGCUUCGAUAGCACUGCGAUGACGAUUGGGAGGGCGGCCGGCCUUCGGACCGCCGAGACCGGGCCGCUCGGGGCGCGGGCGUUUGGCGGGACCGGGAAGGGAGGCUUGUCCAGGGCAUGUCUGGAGAGGAUCGGGGUGAUCGGGAUCUCCCUGAUGGCGCUGCUAUCCGGGUUUGCCAGCGUGUCGAGUCCCUGGCAUACGUUUGUGGACAGCCGGACGUACCGGAGACGACCAGUCACCGACGCGGACAUUGCGCGGAAGCAGGCCGGGCUAGACGCGACGAGCGAGUUGCUGCUGACGAAGCGGCAUCGGCUGAGGUCGCUGCAGAGGAAAGCGCAGCUGGCCGCGGAAGGGAUGGGCGACGGGACGCCGCAUGGCGUGGCGACAGGUUCGGGAAAGGGACUGAUGAGCAAGGUCAUUGGGUCUCUCAAGGCAAUGACGGGCAGCGGCGAAGCUGCCGAGAUCAAGGCGCUUCAGCUCGAGAUAUCCGGCCUCGAAAGGAUGGAGGCGAACCUGGCCGCCUCCCUCUCCGCGCUCAAAUCCCGCCAGGCGGCGCACUCCCGGGAUGGUACCGCUCUCGGCCGCCUGCUGGCGGUCCCGCGAUACGUAUUUGCCAGCUACUGCGUCUACCGCAUUCUCGCCACGACUCUCACCACCUUCCGACGCAUGUACUACCCAUCCGCUUCCUUCUCCUCUUCCGACCCCAUCAACCGCUUCCUCGGCCUGCUCGCCAAGCAUUGGGACCCCAAGCUCGACCAGAUCGCCUGGGCACGCCAGAUCUCGUUCCUGCUGUCCGGCGUCAUCCUCGCGGCGAGCGCCAACUCGGCCCUCCAGACCCUCCGGAUCUUUGCGAAGUGGGCCCCGGGCCUGCUCUACCAGGCGCAGGCGAACCUAGCGUUGCUGGUCGGGCAGGUGGCCGCAACGUACGUCAUCAGCGCGGCGCUGCUGAUGAGGAGUAGCCUGCCCAAAGACGUGAGCCGGACCGUCGGGGACGCGCUGGAGAGCGCGCUGGAGCCCGGCUUCAUCGACCGAUGGUUCGAGGGCUGGUUCCUGCUUGCCAGUGCGGCAACGGCAGUGGGAAUAUGGGUGGGAAGGCAGGUUGGCCCCAGUUUCGGAGAUGAGUGGGACGAAUUUGCUGGGGAGGAGAUGGGCCAGAAGAGGUCCUAAAUUCGCUCCGCGGACAGCCAUUUCUCUUUAUCAUCAUGUUAAGAGCGUGUACUGUACUGUACCAUGUUUGUAAUCUACGUAGUAAUAAUAUUGCGUCGCGUCUGUUGCGCGGUCAAGGCUAUCACUCCGGGAAGGCUG
Molecule: messenger RNA, 2417 nt
Organism: Thermothelomyces thermophilus ATCC 42464
Lineage: Eukaryota; Fungi; Ascomycota; Sordariomycetes; Sordariales; Chaetomiaceae
Exons: 1
Coding region: 327-2279 (650 amino acids)
Cellular component (GO): membrane
Source: RefSeq, a predicted model, not a curated record